Molecule: messenger RNA, 3861 nt
Organism: Salpingoeca rosetta
Lineage: Eukaryota; Choanoflagellata; Craspedida; Salpingoecidae
Product: TKL protein kinase
Exons: 3
Coding region: 1-3861 (1286 amino acids)
Biological process (GO): protein phosphorylation
Molecular function (GO): protein binding; ATP binding; protein kinase activity
Source: RefSeq, a predicted model, not a curated record
AUGGUGCGCGUGCUGAGAACGCAUGGCGUGGCAUUUUCCCCCAAUCCCCAUGCACACAGCAACAGCAGCAGCAGCAAAGACGACUCCUCCCACAACGCAACGACACACGAAGUCCAAGGCGCUGCGGCAACUGCAAACACCCUGCACUCUUCGCUCGUCGUCGACCUGUCACCGGUGCACCGCAUGAUGACUGCGUUUGGCUGCGGCAACCGAAAUGACGAGCAGCCUCAGCGGAGCGAUGACGAAUCAGCUCGUCAUGACCCAAGUCACACCGCCUCACGUGUGCCCCCGUUUUCAGCGCCCACGCACGUGGACGACAGAGUGGACACCACCCGAAACGCAAAGGUCGCACAGGCCACUCAGAAGCAACAACAACAGCAGCAGCAGCAGCGACAACAGCAGCAGCAGCGACAUCAAAGGCGCGUGCGACGAAGUGAUGAUGGAGCUGUCAUGCAGGCUGGAAUAUGCACGCUGGCACAAGUACUUGAUGGGCUGUGCCUGGGUCCCACAAGAAAUAGCAGCCUUGUCAUCUCAUUGAGGGGAGACGAGAAGGUUGGGGACAUGACAGAGGCUUUGCCGCUCCUCGCCAUCUCCACUUCCGUUUUGAACCUGACGGUGAAUGGGCGUGUGGAGGAAGAGCCUCUGCAAUGGCUCGUGGAUAACGGCAACUGGACGCUGUGCACCGACGUGACCUUGGAGGGCUUACAGCUGCCCACGUUUCAGCUGAGCAUGCUCAACCCCAUGAUGCACGCCCACAGAAUUACCAUCCGCAACAGCGAGCAGCUGCGUGAGGUCGACACGCGUGGCUUUCAGCAGCCAGAGAGCCUUUCCAUUUUCCAUGUGACAAACUGCUCACUGCCGACCGUUCCUGCUGUGUCAGACAUGACAUCGCUGACUGUCCUUGGCUUGCAUGCCAAUCGCAUUCGCCGCAUUCUCAAGGAUGAUCUCAAGGACCUGACAUCGUUGCAGCAGCUCUUCCUGAACCAGAACCUCAUUACCCAGAUUGAGCCAGGGGCGUUUGAUCACCUCGCCGCACUCGAGUGGCUGGUGCUCUUCUCCAACGACUUGAGUGCUCUCUCCGCUGGCCUGUUUCAGAGCCUUACGCAGCUGUCGCUUUUGCAGCUGCAGCGGAACCCAAUCACACACCUUGAUCCGGACGUUUUUCAUGCACUGACGAUGCUGGAUCAGCUGACUCUGGAAGACAUGCGCCUUACAGGCCUUGCCCCGACUCUUUUCAGCCACAACACCCGACUCACCAGCCUUGGGCUGGCCAUCAAUUUCCUGACGUCCCUUCCCGAGACGAUGUUCUCCGGGCUAUCGUCCCUGCAGGUUUUGCAGAUGUUCCAAAACCGGCUGACAUCGCUGCCACCAGCCGUGUUCCGGGACCUGACAUCACUGACUUUCCUUGAUUUGCGGGACAACGACAUCUCCUUGCUGCCAGAGGUCAUUUUGGAGAAGUGCGAGCGUCUCCAAGUGCUCUUCUGCAACGGCAACCACCUUGUCACACUGCCGCCGAGACUCCUCGCAAGCACCUCUGCUCUUCGCCAGGUUUCCUUUUCCAACAACGCCCUUCGUUCGAUAGACGGCGUUCUUGCUGCUUCUUCGCUGUCGUCACUGCUGGCCCUUGAUGUGGACAACAAUCACUUGACACACGUGCGGCUCUCGAGACAGCUGCCAGCCCUCCAGCGACUCUCUCUCCGUGGCAACCCCAUACAGGCGUUGCCAGACGUCUCGCAGACGCCUGCCCUGGACACUCUCCUGUUACAACGCCACCACAUAGAGCGUCUUGACUUGGCGCCCCUGUGUCACCUGUCUCGUCUCCAGAUCCUUGAGCUGGACGCCUCCGCGCACAUCCAGUCCACUGCAGUGUUGGAAGCUUCAAGCAUCACCGCUGUCCCACCUCUGAUCACUCUGGGCCUGGAUAAUGUGGACAUCACAGCAUUGCUUCCAUCGCUGCGGAGCCUGCCACCUCUGCAAUUAGUUGUACUGCGCGUGGGGUGGGCCGGUGCCAACGCCAGAACACUGCCACUCACUGGCGUGUGCCAGCUGCUUGCGCCCAACGUGCGAGAGCUGCGCAUCACCAACACAGAAUACCAGACUAUGAACGUGUGCCCGGGCAGGGCAUUUGAGAACCUCCUUCUCACGGACAACAAGCAACUGCAGUCUGUCACCGUCCACAGUGUCCUGAGAGAGCUCAACGUCUCCAGAUGCACCCAGCUCACCUCGAUUGACGCCCCUCCCAUCGACAUUUUGGAUAUCAGCCAUACCAAGUUUCUACCGACUGGUACGCUGUGCACGCGCUGGGGUCGGCAAGCCCUCUUCGCGCGCAAUUUGGCCGGGGUGGAUGUUCAAGCCGCUGCAGUCACAGCACGUGCUUGCCUUCUUCGAGUGGACCUGCUGGACUUUUCCAACAACGCGUGGCUGAACAGGCCUGUGGAAGUUAACCGUAUUCUUGGGCGCGCUACGGCCCUUUCCCAGAAGGCCUUGUUCUCUAUCGAUUUCGUUGUCAUCUCGUCGCGUACGACACUGCCAACCCUGCAGCUCCAAGGCACGCCAAUUGAGUGCCCGAUCCAGGUUUCAAAACAAGACUUUCGCCUCGUACGCGACCUCAACGCGAUCACGUCUGAGGUUGUGUUUUCCUUCCACUGCACAUGUGCUCGUGGGUUCAAGAUGACCUCCAGUGGGCAGUGCGUGGUGGACAAGCCGGACAUUGCUGCCGUGGCUGCUGGCUCUGUGAUUGGCGGCCUUGCGCUUGGCUUGCUCAUGGCCUGGCUGUCACGCCGCUACCGUGGCAUGACGAAACGCAUCGGCCUACAGGAACAGCUGCUGGUGGAGAGGGAUGAGGAGGUGAUGGCGCUGAAGAAGGCGUGGGAGAUUGAGUACGAUGAGCUGAGGAUGAUCAAGCGGGUUGCUGCGGGUGCCUUUGGCGUGGUGUUCAAGGCAGAGUGGGACACGGUGACAGUGGCAGUCAAAGUGCUGCAGCAAGCCGUCAUGGCAUUUGACGAGAGCACGGUGUUGGAGUUUGAGAAGGAGGUGGAGUUUCUGCAGCGAACACGGCACCCCAACGUGGUGCGGUUCUUUGGUGCGGGCACAGAUCCCAACGGCAGCCCGUUCCUGGUGCUGGAGUUUGUGGCGCUGGGGUCACUCAAGGACCUGCUGGGAAAGGACAUGGAGAAGGUGUUGAUGGAAGUGAGGAACACUAAGGUCGAGGAAAGCAGCAGUGGUGGUGUGGGUGAUGAUGUGAACAGUGUGUGGGGUCUGAAGCUGCGACUGCUGCGUGACGUUGCGAGUGGCAUGGCCUUUAUCCACAGCCUCGACCAGAUGCACAGAGAUCUGAAGAGCGGCAACGUGCUGGUGUCGUCGUCCCUUCGCGCGAAGAUUACGGAUUUUGGGUCCAUUCGCCAGUGCUUUUCUCGUGGUGGCAGAGCCCACGGCAGAAGCCACACUCGCCUGUCAUCCAACCAUGAUGACCCACAAUACAGCCAGCAGGCUGGACUGCAGACGAUGACGAGCAUGACACUGACGGCUGGCGUGGGCACACCGUUGUACAUGGCACCAGAGGCGCUGACGGGGAGCAAGUACAGCUUUGAGGCGGAUGUGUUCAGCUUUGGCGUGCUGAUGUGGGAGGUGGCGACCCAGCGUGUGCCGGACUUGAUUGAGCAGGAGAAAGGGAGUGACUUCCGUGGCCCAAUCCUCGCCACCAUCAGCAAUCUUUUGGAGGAUGGGAAGCGAUUGCGAUUUGAUGACAGCGAACAAGAUGCCAUCCCUGAGUGGUUCCAGUCGCUGACAUACAAGUGCAUGGCGCAGAACCCGCGUGAGCGGCCGUCGUUUGGAGAGCUCAAGGACCACCAUCUUGUUUGA